Arctia plantaginis is the source of this 279-nucleotide messenger RNA. Lineage: Eukaryota; Metazoa; Arthropoda; Insecta; Lepidoptera; Erebidae. The record is from the annotation of a GenBank genome assembly.
AUGCAUUUAGCAAGUAAUUACAAGGCAGUAACUGCAUUGGGAUCAUCUGAACGGAGAAAUCUACUGUGUCUGAGGUUGUCCACGCCGCGCUCUAGUGAAGAGCUCAGUGUUGACGCAACAACGCUGCGAUCUCUUGCUGGAAACAAUGGCUCAAUUCAGAUUGUGGUCAAAAGUGAAAGUAUUCCCGCCUCCUAUUUUGAGAAAGGUAUGUCCGCUAAAGUGGCAGCGGAAAGGGAACGGGAGAAGGCGAGCAAUAUCAAGGCGGUUCCGUUACCCUAG